Messenger RNA from Cannabis sativa, 2283 nucleotides. Its product is annotated as probable LRR receptor-like serine/threonine-protein kinase At3g47570. Gene Ontology annotation, biological process: protein phosphorylation. The record is from RefSeq and is a predicted model, not a curated record. The coding region runs from base 1 to 2283 and encodes 760 amino acids. The transcript is spliced from 2 exons. Gene Ontology annotation, molecular function: ATP binding; protein kinase activity; protein binding. NCBI's taxonomy places the organism in Eukaryota, Viridiplantae, Streptophyta, Magnoliopsida, Rosales, Cannabaceae.
AUGGCUCCUUUCAAUUCUCACCAUAACUCAUUUCUUUUCACUACCUUUCUUCUCACCAUACUAUUGUAUUCACCAUCAUCAUUCUCUUCCUUUGCAACCACCAAAACUUACUCCAAUGGAAAUGAGACUGAUAGACAAGCCUUACUAGCCAUAAAAGCUCAAAUAAUAGAUGACCCUUAUGGUGUUAUGAAAUCAUGGAAUGAUUCAAUCCAUUUCUGCAAUUGGAUUGGUGUCAUUUGUGGCCACCUUCAUCAAAGAGUGACCACUUUAAACCUCAGUUCUCAUGACUUGGUUGGUUCACUCUCUCCCUCCAUAGGAAAUCUCACAUUCCUUUCAACGAUUGAUCUUACUUUCAACCAUUUUCAGAAUCAAAUCCCACAACAGCUUGGACUCUUAUUCAGGCUCAAACAUUUGGACCUUUCCAACAACUCAUUUUCUGGUGCUAUCCCAGCUAAUCUUUCAGGCUGUUCUAAGCUCCUAAGGCUUAGAUUGGGAUUCAACAACUUAAGUGGAAGAAUCCCAAUUGAACUUGGAUCAUUUCAACUACUUGAAAGAGUUCAACUUCACUACAACAAUCUUAGUGGACCAUUACCUGACUCAUUAGGUAACCUUUCUUCUACAAAAUCUUUGUCACUUGCAGUCAACAAUUUUGAUGGAAAAAUACCAGAAUCUUUUGGGAAGUUGAAGAACUUGGAAUUUCUUGGACUUGGGGUUAACCGAAUAUCCGGUAUGAUACCUUCCUCUGUUUACAAUCUUUCAUCCAUGACAAGGUUUACUGUGCCUUAUAACCAAUUAGAAGGGAGUUUGCCUUCAGACUUAGGCUUCACUCUUCCUAAUUUGAUAGUCUUUAAUGUUGGUCACAACUUGUUUAGUGGACAACUUCCAUCAUCAUUGUCUAAUGCUUCAAAUCUUGUUGAAUUAGAUACUGAAGGGAGUAAAUUCACUGGAAAACUUAACAUUGAUUUUGGCAACUCCCCUAAUCUUUGGUGGCUAGUUCUUGCCUCUAAUUCUCUUGGGACAGGUGAAGCUGAUGACUUGAAUUUCUUUGAGUCUUUAGCUAAAUGCAAAAAGUUGGGAGUAGUUGAUCUAAGUGACAAUCAAUUUGGAGGGAUAUUUCCUAGUUCCAUAUACAAAAUCCCAUCACUUGUUACAUUGAGAUUAGGGAGCAAUAAAUUGAGUGGUAACAUCCCAAAAGGGAUUGGCAGCCUUGUUAACUUGACUGAGCUAGUUAUUGAGAAAAAUAAUUUUAGUGGGAAAAUUCCUGCAGAUAUAGGUGAUCUCAAAAGACUAAGAAGACUUCAUAUGUCUGAAAAUUCAUUUUCUGGUCACAUACCAUCAUCUCUAGCUAGCAUUUCUCAAUUAUACUCACUCCAUCUUCAAAAGAAUCUUUUAACAGGUCCUAUCCCUUCUAGCCUUGGAAGCCUUUCAACUUUGCAGGAGUUAGACCUUUCUCAUAACUAUCUUAAUGGCUCCAUACCUAAAGAAGUUAUGAGUCUUUCUUCUUUGACAAUUUCCCUUAAUCUAGCUCAAAAUCAAUUUACUAGUUCUCUCCCUUCUGAAGUGGGAAAGUUACAAAAUCUUGGGUACUUUGAUGUAUCUGAAAAUAAACUCUCUGGCAAAAUUCCUAGUGAGCUAGGAAGUUGUUUGAAAUUAGAACAUCUUCACAUGGAGAGUAAUUUAUUUGAAGGAAGUAUUCCUUCAUCUUUUAGCUCAUUGAGAGGACUUCAAGACUUGGAUCUUUCGCGCAACAACUUGUCUGGCGAAAUUCCAAACUACUUUCAACACAUGUUGUUUGAAAACUUGAAUCUUUCUUUCAACCGAUUCCAAGGACAGGUACCAUCUAAAGGGGUUUUCAAAAAUGCAAGUGGUAUUUCCUUAGUAGGAAAUGAAAAGCUAUGUGGAGGUAUACCAGAAUUGCAUUUUCCAGCUUGCAUUGCUAAUAAGUCUAAGAAUGAGAAUAUAUCUCAAAGACUUAAGUGGAUUAUACCAUUGUUUUGUGGACUACUGGGAUCUGUUUUGAUCAUGUCAACUCUAAUUGUCUUGAGGUUAAAGAAGCUGAAAAGGGAGCCUUCAUCUGCACCGAAUUCAUCAACUAUAGAUCUUUUGUUACAUGUCUCCUAUGCAAGUCUUCUCAAAGCAACUGAUGAGUUUUCUUCUGCCAAUUUGUUAGGCAGUGGUAGCUUUGGUUCGGUUUAUAAAGCAACUCUUCAUCCAAAUGAAUUGGUUGUUGCAGUAAAGUUUGCUCAAGUUCUGAUUUUCAAGGCAAUGAAUUCAAAGCUUUAG